Messenger RNA from Molossus molossus (Pallas's mastiff bat), 1331 nucleotides. RefSeq names its product NudC domain containing 3 (gene NUDCD3). The coding region runs from base 47 to 1123 and encodes 358 amino acids. Gene Ontology annotation, cellular component: cytoplasm. NCBI's taxonomy places the organism in Eukaryota, Metazoa, Chordata, Mammalia, Chiroptera, Molossidae. The record is from RefSeq and is a predicted model, not a curated record. The transcript is spliced from 6 exons. Gene Ontology annotation, biological process: protein folding.
CGGGCCGCGCCUGCAGAGAGCGAGCUCCCCUCCGGUCGGCGACGCCAUGGAGCCCGGGGCGGCCGAGCUGUACGACCAGGCCCUGCUGGGCAUCCUGCAGCACGUGGGCAACGUCCAGGACUUCCUGCGCGUGCUCUUCGGCUUCCUCUACCGCAAGACCGACUUCUACCGCCUGCUGCGCCGCCCGUCCGACCGGAUGGGCUUCCCGCCCGGGGCCGCGCAGGCGCUGGUGCUGCAGGUGUUCCAGACCUUUGACCGAAUGGCUCGUCAGGAUGAUGAGAAGAGGAGGAAGGAGCUGGAGGAGAAGAUGAGGAAGAAGGAGGAGGCAGAGGCCACAAUGGCAGAGCAGGAGCCCGUCCCUGCCCCAGUUCUGGAGGUGGAGGUAAACUCCACCACGGACGCGGCCUCAGGUGGGCCGGUGGAGCCUCAAGGCCAGCAGGGUGCUGUGCCGGAGGUGGUCCUGGGCUCCCAGGAGGACGCAGAGCCACCGGGCUCCGACAUGGGUGCUGCCCAGGCCCGGAGGGAACCCCCGACUCUUCCCAAGAGGCAGGAGCAGUUCCAGAGAAACCCCGACAGCUACAACGGAGCUGUGCGUGAGAAUUACACCUGGUCGCAGGACUACACCGAUCUGGAGCUCAAGGUGCCGGUGCCCAAGCACGUGGUGAAGGGCAGGCAGGUCUCGGUGGCCCUCAGCAGCAGCUCCAUCCGGGUGGCCGUGCUGGAGGAGAGUGGGGAGCGGGUCCUCGUGGAAGGGAAGUUCACCCACAAGGUCAACACCGAGAGCUCUCUGUGGAGCCUGGAGCCUGGGAAGUGUGUUCUGGUGAGCCUGAACAAGGCGGGCGAGUACUGGUGGAGCGCCGUCCUGGAGGGCGAGGAGCACAUUGACAUCGACCAGAUCAACAAGGAGCGCUCCAUGGCCACCGUGGACGAGGAGGAGCACGCCGUGCUGGACAGGCUCACUUUCGACUACCACCAGAAGCUGCAGGGGAAGCCACAGAGCCACGAGCUGAAAGUCCAUGAGAUGCUGAAGAAGGGGUGGGACGCCGAAGGUUCUCCCUUCCGAGGCCAGCGGUUCGACCCGGCCAUGUUCAACAUCUCCCCGGGGGCUGUGCAGUUUCAGUGACCGAGAGGACGCCCUCGCCGUGGGGAGGCGGGGCCUGGCCAUGCCCCUCCUGCGGGGACCCGCUGUCGGAUGCCCUCCCUGUCCCUUCUUUCGAGGGCCAGCUGGCCUCCGCCCCGCCCUGCGUCUCCAGACUGUUCCGACCGGGCGGGGCGCAGGGAGGAGGGUGCUGAGAGCAGGGUGUGCGCAGGCGCAGCUCGGCCUGCUGUUC